Molecule: messenger RNA, 5850 nt
Organism: Conger conger (European conger)
Lineage: Eukaryota; Metazoa; Chordata; Actinopteri; Anguilliformes; Congridae
Product: myosin-7-like
Exons: 41
Coding region: 1-5850 (1949 amino acids)
Cellular component (GO): myosin complex
Molecular function (GO): cytoskeletal motor activity; actin filament binding; ATP binding
Source: RefSeq, a predicted model, not a curated record
AUGUCAGUAUCACUCUUAAGGGAUAUGAAAGAAUUCGGAGAGGCUGCCCCUUUCCUCCGCAAGACAGAGUUGGAACUCCUGGCUGCACAGACACUGGCUUUCGAUGGUAAGAAGAGAGUGUGGAUCCCAGAUGAGAAGCAAGCUUACAUCGACGUUGAGAUAAAAGACACCACAGAUGGCAAAAUCACUGCGGAGACAAGGGAUGGGAAGACCCUGGCUGUGAAGGAGGAUGACAUCCAACAGAUGAACCCUCCAAAAUUUGACAUGAUUGAGGACAUGGCUAUGCUGACCAACCUCAAUGAGGCCUCUGUACUGUUUAACCUGCAACGGCGUUACAGCAGCUGGAUGAUAUAUACCUAUUCCGGGCUGUUCUGUGUCACGGUGAACCCUUAUAAAUGGCUGCCCAUCUAUACUGCUUCUGUGGUUGCUGCCUACAAAGGCAAACGGCGCUCAGAGGCUCCGCCACACAUCUUCUCCAUCGCAGACAACACCUACAACGACAUGUUGCGCAAUCGUGAGAACCAAUCUAUGCUCAUUACCGGAGAAUCCGGUGCUGGCAAAACUGUCAACACGAAACGUGUAAUUCAGUAUUUUGCCAUUGUAGCAGCCCUGGGGGAAGCAGUCAACAAAACAGGAGGACCUGCUACUAAAACAGGGGGAACCCUUGAAGACCAGAUAAUAGAGGCUAACCCAGCUAUGGAGGCUUUCGGCAAUGCCAAAACGCUGAGGAAUGACAACUCAUCACGCUUUGGCAAGUUCAUCAGGAUCCAUUUUGGUCCCACAGGCAAACUGGCUUCUGCUGACAUCGACAUCUAUCUUCUGGAAAAGUCUAGAGUGAUCUUUCAGCAACCUGGGGAAAGAAGCUACCACAUCUAUUAUCAGAUCAUGUCCCAGAAGAAGCCAGAGCUUAUAGAAAUGCUGCUGGUCACGUCAAACCCUUAUGACUUCCACGUCUGCUCUCAGGGAGUUACCACAGUGGACAACAUGGAUGACGGGCAGGAGCUUUUAGCCACAGAUCAUGCCAUGGACACCCUGGGCUUCAGUGUGGAGGAAAAGUAUGGCUGCUAUAAAAUAGUGGGCGCCAUCAUGCACUUUGGAAACAUGAAGUUUAAGCAGAGGCAGCGUGAGGAGCAGGCGGAGACUGAUGGCACAGAGAGUGCUGACAAAGCUUCCUAUUUGAUGGGGAUCAGUUCAGCUGAUCUUAUUAAGGGGCUCCUGCACCCUCGUGUCAAGGUGGGAAAUGAAUACAUUGUCAAGGGACAGACUGUCGACCAGGUGAACUAUGCUGUGGGUGCUCUGGCCAAAGCCACAUACGACCGCAUGUUCAUUUGGCUGGUGGGCCGUAUUAACAGGACACUGUACACCGCACUGCCACGCCAGUACUUCAUUGGAGUACUGGACAUCGCAGGGUUCGAGAUUUUUGAGUUCAAUAACUUUGAGCAGCUCUGCAUCAAUUUCACAAAUGAAAAACUGCAACAGUUUUUCAACCACCAUAUGUUCAUCCUGGAACAAGAGGAGUACAGGCGGGAGGGCAUUGAAUGGACCUUCAUUGACUUUGGUCUGGACCUGCAGGCCUGCAUUGACCUUAUCGAGAAGCCAAUGGGAAUCCUGUCUAUCAUGGAGGAAGAAUGUAUGUUUCCCAAGGCAACUGACAUCAGCUUUAAGGCCAAGCUUUACGACAAUCACCAUGGGAAGACGGCCAUCUUCCAAAAACCUCGUCCUGACAAGAAGCGCAAGUUUGAGGCCCACUUUGAGCUGGUGCACUACGCCGGUGUGGUACCAUAUAACAUCUGUGGCUGGCUAGACAAAAAUAAAGACCCCCUGAAUGAGACAGUGGUGGGCUGUUUCCAGAAGUCAGCUAACAAGCUGUUGGCGUCCCUGUUUGAAAACUAUGUCAGUGCUGACGCAGAACCUAAGCCAGGAACUAAGGAGAAGAGAAAAAAAGCUGCAUCCUUCCAGACUGUGUCUCAGCUGCACAAGGAAAAUCUAAACAAGCUGAUGACAAACCUGCGCAGCACCCAUCCCCACUUUGUGCGCUGCAUCAUUCCCAAUGAGGCCAAGACUCCAGGGACUAUGGACCCUUUCCUGGUGCUACACCAGCUGCGCUGUAAUGGUGUGUUGGAGGGAAUCCGAAUCUGCAGGAAGGGCUUUCCCAACCGUAUCCUCUAUGCAGACCUGAAAAAGCGCUACCGACUUCUGAAUCCCUAUGCCAUUCCGGAUGAUAAGUUUGUGGACAGCAGGAAGGCAGCAGAGAAGCUUCUGGUCUCCCUAGAUAUUGAUCACAGCCAGUACAAGUUUGGGCAUACCAAGAUCUUCUUUAAGGCUGGGCUGUUGGGCCAGCUGGAGGACAUGCGCGAUGAGAGACUGGCGAAGAUCGUCACCAUGCUGCAGGCCAUUUGCCGAGGAAAGAUCAUGAGGACAGAACGGCAGAUGCUGAUGGAGAGAAAGGAGGCCAUUAUGGUGAUUCAAUGGAACAUCCGAGCCUUCAACGCAGUGAAGAACUGGCCCUGGAUGAAGCUCUUCUUCAAGAUCAAGCCUCUCCUGAAGAGUGCUGCGACUGAAAAGGAAUUGGCAAGCCUGAGGGAGGAGUUCCUGAAGCUGAAGGAGGCCCUGGAGAGGUCUGAGGCCAAACGCAAGGACCUGGAGGAGAAGCAGGUCACCCUGACUCAAGAAAAGAACGACGUCUCUCUACAGCUCCAGGCUGAACAGGACAAUCUGGCGGAUGCAGAGGACCGCUGCGAACUCUUGAUCAAGACUAAGAUCCAACUGGAGGCUAAAAUAAAGGAAAUAACAGAGCAACUGGAGGACGAGGAGGAGGUUAAUGCCAGCAUUGUUGCCAAGAAACGCAAGCUGGAAGAUGAGUGCGCUGAGCUGAAGAAGGACAUUGAUGACCUUGAGAUCACUCUAGCCAAGGUGGAGAAAGAGAAACACACCAUAGAGAAUAAGGUUAAGAACAUGAUUGAAGAGAUGGCGACACUGGAUGAGUCCAUUCUCAAGCUGACCAAGGAGAAGAAGGCCAUUCAGGAGGUGCACCAGCAGACCCUAGAUGACCUGCAGGCUGAAGAGGACAAAGUCAACAUGCUGACCAAGGCCAAGGCCAAGCUGGAGCAACAAGUGGAUGAUCUGGAAGGUUCUUUGGAGCAGGAGAAGAAGGUGCGUAUGGACUUGGAGCGAGUCAAGCGCAAGCUGGAAGGGGAUCUCAAGAUCUCCCUGGAGUCUGUCAUGGACCUGGAGAAUGACAAGCAGCAGCUUGAGGAGAAGCUAAAAAAGAAAGACUUUGAAUUCAAUCAGUUGAACUCAAAAAUGGAAGAUGAACAAGCUUUGGGGAUUCAGCUACAUAAGAAAAUUAAAGAACUACACGCACGUAUAGAACAGCUGGAGGAAGAGCUGGAGGCAGAGCGGGCAUCGCGGGCAAAGGCAGAGAAGCAGCUAAGUGACGUGAGGAGGGAGCUGGAGGAGCUGACUGAGCGUCUGGAAGAGGCGGGUGGGGCCACCUCUCUCCAGAUUGAGAUGAACAAGAAGAGGGAGGCAGACUUCCUGAAGCUGCGGCGGGACCUUGAGGAGGCCAUGCUCCACCAUGAGGCCACGGCCGCAGCGCUGAGGAAGAAACACACCGACAGCGUUGCCGAGCUGGCCGAGCAGAUCGACAGCCUGCAGAGGGUCAGGCAGAAGCUGGAGAAGGAGAAGUGUGAGGUCAAACUGGAAGCAGAUGAUCUGGCUUCGAACCUGGAGUACAUCUCUAAGGGCAAGGCUACAGUUGAGAAGAUGUGCAGGACAUAUGAGGAUCAACUGAGUGAGAGCAGGGCUAAGGCAGAGGAGCUCCAGAGACAGCUCAAUGAUGCCACCUCACAUCGAGCCCGGGCCCAGAGUGAGUGUGCUGAACUGAGCAGGAGGCUUGAAGAACGUGAGGCCCUGGUGACUCAGCUCCAACGAACCAAGAACUCAUUUUCCCAGAAUGCAGAGGAACUAAAGAAGCAGCUAGAAGAGGAGAAUAAGGCAAAGAAUGCCCUAGCCCAUGCCCUGCAGUCCUCCAGACAUGACUGUGAUCUGCUGAGGGAGCAGUAUGAAGAGGAGCAGGAAGCCAAGUCAGAGCUCCAGCGUUCCUUGUCCAAGGCCAAUGCAGAAGUGUCCCAGUGGAGAGUCAAGUAUGAGACCGAUGCCAUCCAGAGGACUGAAGAGCUUGAAGAAGCAAAGAAGAAGUUGGCGAUACGUCUGCAGGAUGCAGAGGAGGCUGUAGAGGCCUCACAUGCCAAGUGUUCCUCACUGGAGAAGAGCAAGUAUCGGCUGCAGACUGAGAUCGAGGACUUGCUGGUGGACUUGGAGCGGGCAAAUGCUGCGGCUGCUGCCCUAGACAAGAGGCAGCGCAACUUUGACAAGGUGCUGUCUGAAUGGAAGCAGAAAUAUGAGGGGACCCAGUCAGAGCUGGAGUUGUCACAGAAGGAGGCGCGCAGUCUGAGCACUGAGCUCUUAAAGCUGAAGAAUGCCUAUGAGGAGACACUCGACCACCUGGAGACUGCCAAUCGGGAGAACAAGAACCUCCAGGACGAGAUCGUUGAUCUGUUAGAUCAGAUCAGUGAAGGUAGGAAGAAUGUUCAUGAGCUUGAGAAGUUGAAGAAAGCCCUGGAUGCAGAGAAGAGUGAGAUCCAAUUGGCACUGGAAGAGGCUGAGGGCACACUGGAGCAUGAGGAAAGCAAGACCCUACGUGUCCACCUUGAGCUCAGCCAGGUCAGGGCUGAAAUUGACAGGAAGAUUGCGGAGAAGGAUGAAGAAAUCAAUAACCUCUGCCAGAACCAUCAGCGCAUCGUGGAAUCCAUGCAGACCACCCUGGAUGCAGAAGCAAGGUCUCGCAAUGAGGCCAUCAGGCUGAAGAAGAAGAUGGAGGGUGACAUGAAUGAGAUGGAGAUCCAGCUGAACCAUGCCAACCGCCAGGCUGUUGAAUCACAGAAGAUGGUGCGACAUCUGCAGGCUCAGAUCAAGGAAUUGCACGUAGAACUGAACGAGACAGUGCACCAGAAUGAGGACCUUAAGGAGCAGAUGGCGGUCACGGAACGGCGGAACAUGUUGCUGUCGUCAGAGUUGGAAGAGCUGCGUGGUCUGUUGGAGCAGGCAGAUCGUGGCCGCAAGCUGGCAGAGCAUGAGCUGCUGGAAUCCACAGAACGGGUCAACCUGUUGCAUUCACAGAACACAGGGCUGAUAAAUCAGAAGAAGAAGCUAGAGAAAGAUCUUUCCAUAUUGGCCAGCGAGGUGGAAGAAGCUUUUCAGGAGUGCCGCAAUGCUGAAGAGAAGGCCAAGAAGGCCAUCAGUGAUGCAGCCAUGAUGGCGGAAGAGCUUAAGAAGGAGCAGGAUACCAGCACUCACCUUGAGCGCAUGAAGAAGAACAUGGAUCAGACAAUCAAGGACCUGCAGAUGCGUCUGGAUGAGGCUGAGCAGAUUGCUCUCAAAGGGGGAAAGAAGCAGGUGCAGAAGCUGGAGAGCAGGGUGAGAGAGCUGGAAAAUGAGCUGGAAUGUGAACAUAAGAUCAUCAGUGAGCUGCAGAAGGGAGUGCGCAAAUACGAGCGGCGUAUCAAAGAGCUCACCUACCAGACAGAAGAGGACCGGAAGAACCUGUCUCGUCUGCAGGAGCUCAUUCACAAGCUGCAGGCCAAGGUGAAGAGUUACAAGAGGCAGGCAGAGGAAGCGGAAGAGCAGGCAAACUCUAACCUGACCAGAUGCAGGAAGGUGCAGCACGAGCUGGACGCCGCUGAUGAGAGGGCCGACAUGGCCGAGACGCAGGUCAACAAGCUCCGCGUUCACACCCGCGACCGAGGGAUGAAGGUGAGCCCCCUCCAGAGAUUAUUAUUCUUACUGUGA